This is a messenger RNA of Sinocyclocheilus grahami, 1232 nucleotides long. RefSeq names its product transforming growth factor beta-2-like. Gene Ontology annotation, biological process: transforming growth factor beta receptor signaling pathway; regulation of cell population proliferation. The record is from RefSeq and is a predicted model, not a curated record. Gene Ontology annotation, molecular function: growth factor activity; transforming growth factor beta receptor binding; cytokine activity. The transcript has 7 exons. Gene Ontology annotation, cellular component: extracellular region. NCBI's taxonomy places the organism in Eukaryota, Metazoa, Chordata, Actinopteri, Cypriniformes, Cyprinidae. Bases 1 to 957 code for a protein of 318 amino acids.
AUGAGGAACUGUUCCGUUUAUGACCUUACCGGCCAAAGUGAAUCCUGCUUUUGUUUCACAGACUCAAUCAACCCUGUUCCUCAGAGCCCGUACUUCAGGAUAGUGGGCUUCGACGUCACCAACGUGGAGCGAAAUUCCAGUACUUUGGUCAAAGCAGAAUUUCGCAUCUUCAGAGCACCAAACCCACAGGCGCGCACCACAGAGCAGCGUGUGGAAAUAUACCAGAUUCUCAAAUCUGACGACGUGACAGCACCGUCUCAGAGGUACAUCGACUCCAGAACAGUUGAGCCUCAAGCCAAGGGGGCGUGGCUUUCUGUCGACGUCACGGAGACUGUGAAGGAGUGGAUGGCCUUCAGAGAGCGAAAUCUCGGGCUCAAGAUCAGCGUUCACUGUCCCUGCUGUACAUUCAUCCCUUCCACAAACAAUAUCGUCCCUAACAAGAGUGAAGAGUUGGAAGCCAGAUUUGCAGGCAUUGAUGAUGACCUUAUAAAGCAGAACAGAAGACCAGGCAUGACUAAAGGACAGAUUGAAUUCAGCACAAAAACUCCCCAUUUGAUACUAACCCUGCUGCCCACCGACCGUCUGGAGAGUCCCACCAAGAAAAACCGCAAGAAGAGAUCAGCAGCAGUCACAUCCAUAUGCUCACGGACUGAUCAGGGCUGCUGUCUGAGGUCUCUGUACAUUGAUUUUCGUCGGGACUUGAACUGGAAGUGGAUCCACGAACCAAAAGGGUACAAAGCAAAUUUCUGUGCAGGGAACUGUCCUUACCUCUGGAGCGCAGACAACCACUACAACAUGAUUCUCCCGCUGUAUAAUAAAAUGAAUCCAGAGGCAUCAGCAUCUCCGUGUUGUGUUCCUCAGGACCUGGAGCCCCUCACCAUCGUUUAUUUCCUAGGCCGAACCUCUCGUGUGGAACAGCUCUCCAACAUGGUGGUCCGGUCCUGCAAGUGCCGUUGAAGCAGUGGAGAGGGAAGACAUAAAGAUCUCAGACAGAGGACAGGACGCAGGUGCAUUAGAGAGAGCAAACUUAACAUCUCAAUGAAAGGCAUCUUAAAGGGAUACUCCUCCCAAAAAUGAAAUUUGUCAUCAUUUACUCACCCUCACAUCAUUCCAAAUUUGUAUGCAUUUCUUUCUUCUGGCAAACAUCAAAGAAAAGGUUCUGAAGAAUGUUGCGAACCAAACAUUGGACCCCAUUGACUUCCAAUGUGACACUGAGACAUUUUUCAAAAUAU